Owenia fusiformis is the source of this 2451-nucleotide messenger RNA. NCBI's taxonomy places the organism in Eukaryota, Metazoa, Annelida, Polychaeta, Sabellida, Oweniidae. The record is from the annotation of a GenBank genome assembly.
AGACAGACAGACAGACAGAUGGCAACUUAUUUUUCUUCCAAACUUUGUUUGGUGGGAUAACAUCAUUAACAACAGGAAAUAUAAAACUGCAGUGAUUUUCUGAUUUCAUACUCUGAUUGGAUGUUGGCUAGAUUAGAAAUCAAUAAAUGUGCAGAAAGAUUAAUCUGUUGUAACAAGGGAUACCACUAUAUAUAGGAAUGAGGAUCGAAAGUGGCAUCAUAUGUAUCAUGUUCCCAAUGGGCUAUCAGUAAUGGCAAUAAUGAUUUUACUAUAUGCAUUUUAUAUAGUAAAAUAGCACAAAUAAAUAAUUGGAUAUGGUGGGCAGAUUUAUCACAUGAACAUAUUAAGAAUAGCAGGUGCAAUCUAUUGGUAUGUGGGAUCAAACAACCAUUCACAAUGGUUAAAUGAAUAAAAGAAACAUAUACUGUAUUAUAUACACCAGUGAGUACAAUAUAUGAUCAAUGAUAUUGAGAAUCAUUCUAAAAAAGCACAUUUAUAAAGACAACCAUGGAUACAACCCAAACAAUCUUUGUAAACUUUUCUCCCAUUAUAAAAUCAAACCUUACAACAGGGAUGGAAAUAGGACAGUAUUUCGCCAACAGCGCACAUACAGCCAUAGGAAUCUACUUAACGUUAAUAGCCAUAUUAGGAAUAGUAGGAAACACGCUUGUGAUAGUGACAUUCUGGUACAAUAGGACUAUCCUUUUGCCAACAUAUUCUUUCAUUCUGGCUCUGGCAAUCGUUGAUCUUGGCAUGUGUAUCUUAGGAAAUCCAUUCCCAGCAGCCUCUAGUUUAUCACAUAGGUGGAUAUUUGGGAAAGCAGGAUGUGACUGGAAUGGGUUUCUUACAUUUUUUACAGGAUUGUUUGGGAUGUACAUUCUUAUGAUGAUCUCCAUUGAUCGUUUUAUCAUUAUUGUUAAAGCACCAGAAGAAAGGAUUUCCCAUAAAUGUGCCUUAAUAUUGGUAGUAUUCUGUGGGUCUGUAUCUUUAAUAUUUGCCACUAUGCCUUUACUUGGCUGGAGUUCCUACACACUUGAGGGAGCAAACACUUCGUGCAGUGUCAACUGGCAAGGCAGAUCAAUGGGAGAUACAUCCUAUGUCAUUGUAACAUUGAUGAUCUGUUUUGUUAUCCCAGUUGGUGUUAUGAUGUACAGCUACUUAAGAAUAUUUUUUCAUGUCAGACGAACUACAAGAGGUUUCAGCUUUCGGAGAACCAAAAUGAGGUCAGUGAACAUGAAAAAGACUUUGGCCAUGGAAAUGAAGAUUGCAUUCAUGAUAGGAAUCAUGAUGGGUGCUUUUAUCCUCUCAUGGAGUCCAUAUGCCAUUGUGUCAUUGUGGGCAGCUAUUGGCGACUCAACAAGCAUUCCACCUUUAGCUACAGUUCUACCAGCAGUCCUUGCUAAAUCAGCCAUUGUAUGGAAUCCAAUUAUAUAUGUUGUGAUGAACAAGAAGUUUCGGGCAGCUAUGGUCAAACUGCUACCAUGCAGUUGUUUGAGACAAAAGAAAGCACCUGUAACUGAAGUAAAUAUGUUUGGACACGAAGCAGAGAAACAUGAUAUAGAUGGCAUAGAGUUAUCUUAGCACCAUUGACAUGUGACUCAACAACUUGCUUUACCUUAAUGACGCAGUUUACCAUUAUAACUAAAUUGACAUGUCUCAUCAAAAACAAAGUAAUAAUACUUUUUUUUUACCAAGGACUGUUGAAUUAUUUAUGAUUAAAAAUUUGAUGGAGAAUGCUACAUCUAUUCAAUAUCCCUAAGAUUCAUACACUAACAUUUCCUGGAGAAUGCCACACCAGUAGCCAAUGUAACUAUGACUUAUGAUUCAACAUAUGCAAGAUGUCAUGUCUAACCAAUGUAUCUAUGACUUGUGAUUUAGUUAAUCAUGAAGGAUGUCAUAUCUAGCCAAUACAUCAAUGACUUAUGAUUUAACAUAUCAUGGAUGAAGUCAUAUCUUGCCAUGUAUUGAUGACUUAUGAGUUAACAUAUCAUGGAUGAAGUCAUAUCUAGCCAAUGCAUCAAUGACAUAUAAUUAUGACUUCAUUAUUUAAAGUUUCAUGGAGGAUGUUGUAUCUAACCCAUGUCACAAUGACUUCAGAGAUCUAGAAUUGCAUGAACUAUUGCAUGAAAUAGAAAUCUAUUUUGUUGAGAGGACAAUCAAUGUUGUAAUUGGAAAUCUGGUAAAGAGCCCUUGAGAAUUGUACGAUAUAAUCUACACUGCACAAUAAUAAACUGUGAAAAAUGUCAGAGCUGUUCAGCCUUAAGUACAAUACAGUCACGUAAAAGUCUUCAAUACAAUACAGUCACGUAAUAGUCUUCAGUACAAUACAGUCACGUAAUAGUCUUCAGUACAAUACAGUCACGUAAUUGUCUUCAAUGCAAAAGUUCAAUGCCGUAGAGCUACUGUAACUGUAUCAUUGUAAUAGUCAAAUCUCAAAUACCCCAACCCCUG